AUCCAUUUCUUAACUCCAACUCAGCGAUCACACGCAGUAUCUCCAGAAACUUCACAAUUGCACUCAAACCUUCCUGAUAUUUCUCAGCAAAUUAAAUUAAACACACUGUUCAUCUUCUUCAUCUCUAUAAAUACAUACAUACAAAAAUUAACAAUAUCCAAAAAAAUAACAAGUCAAAACAUAAAAGUUACUACUUAAAAUUUGAGUAAGGAAAGAAUUUGCUUUUCUUAAGGAAAAUUUUUGUAGAGAAAAAAUGGCAAGCAAGGUAUUAACAUGCAGUAAUUCUCCAUUUGUUGUUACAAGCAAAGGUUGUUCUAACAAACUAAGUGGUGGUUUAGGCCCAUGUUCAGUGGUUUUUCCAGUACUUAAACAACCUUGUUUACGAUCACGUAUGCGUAUGGUGGUAAAUGCGCAACAAGGUAAUACUGGUGGAGAGAAUCAAGAGGGUAGUAAUAAUGUUGAUGUUCAUGUGCAAAUGAGCAACAACCAACAGUCCAAUGCCGUCAACCGCCGCCCUCGAAGGCUUGCACUAGACAUCUCUCCUUUUGGACUUAUCGACUCAAUGUCUCCGAUGAGAUCAAUGCGUCAAAUGCUAGACACAAUGGACCGCCUCUUCGACGACACAAUGACAACCCCAGGUACAAUGAGCGAGAUGCGGACUCCAUGGGACGUCAUGGAAGACCAGAAUGAGUUCAAGAUGAGGUUCGACAUGCCAGGACUCUCGAAAGAAGACGUCAAAGUAUCGGUCCAAGACGACAUGCUUAUCAUCAAAGGAGAGCAAAAGAAGGAUGAAGGAGAUGAUGAUGCAUGGGGUAAAAGAAGUUAUAGCUCUUAUGAUACUAGGCUUCAAUUGCCUGAUAAUUGCGAGAUGGAUAAGAUUAAGGCCGAGCUUAAGAAUGGUGUGCUUUAUAUCUCACUUCCUAAGGCUAAGGUUGAACGUAAGGUUAUUGACGUGCAAAUUCAGUGAACAAAAAUGUCUUCAGUAGUUGGAUUAUCCGAAACUAGAUGGAGUUAAUAUGACUGUGUGUAUGUAUCGUCAGUAUGUAUGCAAGUAUGUGUAGUAGCUAGUUAAUUAAGUUGUACAAUAUAUAAUGAUAAAAUACAAGCAUUUUUUAGGAUUUGGUA
This is a messenger RNA of Beta vulgaris subsp. vulgaris (sugar beet), 1125 nucleotides long. Its product is annotated as small heat shock protein, chloroplastic. The record is from RefSeq and is a predicted model, not a curated record. Gene Ontology annotation, biological process: response to heat. The coding region runs from base 254 to 967 and encodes 237 amino acids. Lineage: Eukaryota; Viridiplantae; Streptophyta; Magnoliopsida; Caryophyllales; Amaranthaceae. The transcript has 2 exons.